GCAUUACUGCAUUAAAUGUUUAUGUUUUGUAAUGAGGUAAUCUUCAUAGUGCGUAAUCCUUCGUAUCAUAAACGGUAGUCUGUUGUAUUUUUUUCGACUGAGUGUGUGGUUGUUGUUUUGUCUGUUUUUGUUUCUUUGCCAUUAAGCAAUAUGAUCUUGCAAUGAGACUGUUGGAAUAAGCAGAAAAGAUGAACGCAAGGUCACAGAUUUUAGAACUGUCUUUAGAAGAAAUACAGAUUGAAGAAGCAGCCCUUGCGUUAUUUCACACACUUCUUUUUCAUCGAACCACAGGAAAGUUCAAAUACAAACAAGAGGGCACGUAUUCAGUAGGUACAGUAGGCUUUGUGGAUGUCGACUGCGACUUUGUAGAUUUUACUUAUGUACGUUGUGAUUCAGAUGAGCUUGAUGGAGCCUUGAAGAAAGAAGUUUCAGGUUUCAACGAACUAAUGAGAUCAACAGAUGGACUACAGUGUGGUCAGAUUUGCUUAGAAUUUUACCAGAAACGAAAGAGUAGAUGGCCGUUUCCACCCGAAAACAUCCCGUGGGAAGUUUGGAUCGUGAAAGUGAAUGUGAUAUCACUCUCAAAUGAACAUGAGAGGCAAACAAAUCGUGAAAAACUUGGUGAGAUUUUAAGUGACAAAGUAUUGUGUAUAGCCGAAGCAAUAGAUAAAGCAGAUUACCUGCCUAAGGCACCAAACCAAUCAGAAAUUGAAUCUGUGUACGAUACUACAUACAAUGAUGUUCAGCCAUAUUUAUUCAAGAUAUCAUAUCAGUCGUCUACUCCUGGAAACGCAUCAAUGGGGACUACAGUUCGCAAGCUCCUUCGAGACACCCUAGCAUUAUGAAAGAAACCACAGAAUCUUGGAUGAAACUAUAUAUUUCUGUCAGUAUAUUGAAUGAGUUAUUAAAUAUAACAUCAGUGAAAUCUUAGAUAUAGCUACAAAUACAAUCAUGAGAUCUGCUAUUUAGGUCUCUAUGUUACAAAACUUAGUAUUUUUGAGUAGUCUAAAAAAAUUUGCCUGAACUGAAAUAAGUUGGUAAGAUAUAAUUUUAUAAUAAUCACUCUAUCAGUCAUGUUAGAACAUUAAUAAAUGCUAUACUGUGUUUUAUUUCAAAUAAUUCCAAUUAAAAAAUAAUCAUUGGAUAUUACGAGCAUUGGAAUGGUACCAAGUGUGUUUAAAUUCUGGAAAAAAACAAUUUAAGACAAGUACUGGUUAAAAAGGCGAGUUUUUAAGAGGUUGGCUGUGGUGUUAAAAGAUAUUCUUUUCCUUGUUUAGUGCCUGAAACAGUAUCCCCUUUUAUGUAAAAUACCGUUCAAGUUUGUUUUGUGGAAAUACCCACUUCCAUUGGUAACUAAUUCAGUCUAUUACCACACCCAAUGUUCUAAAUAAAUUCUCAAACAUUAAAUUGUAUAUAAUUAAAAUGUAUCUAUAAAUAUUAUAUUUAAAGAGGAAAGACUGGUUUAAAAGCAUGCUUGUCUAUGUAUUCAUGUGGAUUGAUAUAUUUAGUAUAUAGUGGCAAGUGUACCCAUAGUGCUCUAAUAGAGAAAAAUGGUAUUAAUACAAAAAAAAUGAUACCUAAAGUGUAAAUGUAAACAGUAAAUAAAGUAUAGUUAUACUUUAUACACAUUAAAAGGCACAAGUUACUAUUGCAAAUUGUCAAGAAAAUAAAUUUAUUCUGUGAAUUGCA
Messenger RNA from Anneissia japonica, 1689 nucleotides. Its product is annotated as autophagy-related protein 101-like. Gene Ontology annotation, cellular component: phagophore assembly site. The record is from RefSeq and is a predicted model, not a curated record. The transcript is spliced from 8 exons. The coding region runs from base 189 to 845 and encodes 218 amino acids. Gene Ontology annotation, biological process: autophagy; autophagosome assembly. Lineage: Eukaryota; Metazoa; Echinodermata; Crinoidea; Comatulida; Comatulidae.